This is a messenger RNA of Fusarium sp. VM40, 765 nucleotides long. The record is from the annotation of a GenBank genome assembly. Lineage: Eukaryota; Fungi; Ascomycota; Sordariomycetes; Hypocreales; Nectriaceae.
AUGGCUACCAAAGAGCACUGCCUCGUAUGCUUCGAGGCCCUUGACGCUCACCUUAACGGUCGAAAGGCCCUGGCUCUGGACGAAAUCUAUGAGUUGUCCGCCCCUGUUUCAGAGUCAGGCCCAGAGCUAGAGCUCACUGCUCCCAAGGCUCUCAACGAUCCCAGUCUACGACAUCUGGCACCUAACGCCAGCGCCUCAUCCUCUUCUUCUUCCACCUCGCUCGGUGCUUCGACACCCGCUACAAGUACCUCUUCUCUGCCCAUGCCCCCCAGCGCCGCCCCGUUGUUCGUAACAUGGAACACCAUGGACGAUGACGAGCCUGUACUCCGCGGCUGCAUCGGCACAUUUGAAGCGUUGGAUCUUGACGAAGGCGUCGCUGAGUACGCUCUCAUAUCUGCCCUACAAGAUACCCGCUUCUCUCCCAUCCAAAAGUCAGAGUUGCCCACGCUGCAGGUCGCAGUCACGCUCUUGACCGACUUUGAAGAGGUCGAUGACGCUUUCGACUGGGAGAUCGGCGUCCACGGCAUCCGCCUUUCAUUCACCGACCGCGGCCGCCGGUACGGCUCCACGUACCUCCCAGACGUUGCUGCCGAGCAGGGCUGGACCAAGGAAGAGGCGCUCUGGAGUCUCACUCGCAAGGCCGGAUGGACUGGCAGCCGGGGACGCUGGAAGGAGUUGAAUCUCAAGGUCACGCGCUACCAAGGCAAGAAGACGACCCUAGAAUAUGCCGAGUACAAGCAGUGGCGGAAGACGAUUGAUGCGUGA